AUGCCUCUCUGCAUCUCCACUGUAGCCCUCGUGAGGUUGAGGAAGUUGCAUAUUGUUCACUACAACUCAGGAAAAUAUUCUUCAUUAAGAGAAGCCAAAGACAAACCUGAUGGACUUGCAGUGCUUGCAUUUCUGUACAUGGAUGGAAGCUUUGAAAACACAUACUACAGUGACUUUAUAUCACAUCUAUCAAAAAUCAGGUUCACAGGCCAGACUACCAAGAUCAAGUUGAUAAAUAUCAGAGCAAUGUUGCCAGAAAAUCUUACACGUUUUUACAGAUAUCAUGGGUCAUUAACUACGCCACCCUGCUUUGAGAGUGUAAUCUGGACAAUCUUUGAUUCGCCCAUAAUGCUGUCACAUAAUCAGAUAAAACUAAUGGAAAGCACCCUGCUGGACGAUGAGAAUAAAACCCUAAGAAAUGACUACAGGCACGCUCAGCCACUGAAUGACAGAGUUGUGCAGGCGUCGUUUCCAUCAAGCUAUGAAAAAGGGUUUUGUCAGCAGGAAGAAAUAGAUAAGAGGUUGGACAGAAUAGAGUCUAUGGUACAGGAACUGAAAGGCCUGUCUUUGAUCAGUAUGAGAGGUCCAAAACUAACUUCAUUUCCUGGAUUUCGAUUUCCUGAAGAACAUCUAUCAAGUUUUGUCAAAAUCACACCUCUUCAAAAAAUGCAGCUUAACUCAUUUACUGCAAGUAUGUGGAUUCAAACCCAGACCCAAGGAAAAAAGACUGUCCUUUCCUAUGCUACUGAGGAUAAUGCUCAUGAGAUGGCCAUUAAUGUUGGCUCAGAUGUGGGACUAUGGAUUGGAGAACAGUUUGUAAGAUUCCCUCUAAGUCACAGCUCUGAAGAAUGGGUUCAUUACUGUGUAACAUGGACAUCCAGCUCAGGAAUGGCUAAUUUAUGGAUAAAUGGUGUGGUAGGAAAGGGGAAACUUAUUAAAAAAGGCUAUGCAAUUAAACAAGGUGGCAACCUGAUUCUUGGAAAAACCAAGCAUCUUCUGAAUGGGAGUUUUUCAUCGGGUUUCAUUGGUGCCAUCAGCAGUGUUAAUAUCUGGGACCGUAUCCUGAGAUUUUCAGAGAUCAAAAUGCUAGCACAUUGCAGGGACAACAGCAUGGCAGGCAAUGUUGUAGGUUGGGGGGCAUCACCCGUGGCAUUAUAUGGAGGUGUGAUGCUUGUAAAUGACAGUGCUUGUCUUUGAAAUGCCAUUAUUCUGGUUCUGCUGAUUGUGGGUCAGUGAUGACGCAAGAAAGAAUGAUGUUUUAAAUGCUAUUGUCUAUAGUUUUAGUAGUUGAAAUGAAAAGGCUUGUUACAUUUUUGUAUAUUUAAUAACAAAUUUGUUAAACAAGAUUCAUAUACACUCUGAAAUGUGUUGCUAAAUUCAAUAGAUUUUUACCCUGAUGUGUACUUGUAAUAGUCACUGCGUAACUCACUGUACUUUAUCCAUGCCUUUCUCUUUUGUUUCAUGAAUCAUUUUACAAUGUUAUACUUUGUAGUUUUCCACUUGUGGCUUUCAGUUAUAAUAUAGGGUGCAAUAACCAAU
Molecule: messenger RNA, 1539 nt
Organism: Protopterus annectens (West African lungfish)
Lineage: Eukaryota; Metazoa; Chordata; Ceratodontiformes; Protopteridae
Product: serum amyloid P-component-like
Exons: 7
Coding region: 1-1197 (398 amino acids)
Source: RefSeq, a predicted model, not a curated record